UGCAGCAUGUGAGCACUGCCCCGCCUCCCCUCCGCACACAGACAGCAGCAGCAGCUCACCCGCCGCCGUGGACUUACCCGUAGGUAACGGAGAAGAUGGCAGAGCGGCAACAGAAGCACGAAGGCAGAGUAAAGAUUGGCCAUUACGUCCUCGGCGACACGCUUGGCGUCGGAACAUUCGGGAAAGUAAAAAUUGGCCAACAUCAGCUGACUGGCCAUAAAGUGGCUGUAAAGAUCCUCAAUAGGCAGAAGAUCCGCAGCCUUGAUGUCGUGGGGAAAAUCAAACGGGAGAUACAGAACCUCAAACUCUUCAGGCACCCACACAUCAUCAAACUGUACCAGGUGAUAAGCACACCAACAGACUUCUUCAUGGUAAUGGAGUAUGUAUCAGGAGGGGAGCUCUUUGACUACAUCUGUAAACACGGACGGGUAGAGGACUCAGAGGCACGGCGUCUCUUCCAGCAGAUUAUCUCUGCUGUUGACUACUGCCACAGACACAUGGUGGUCCACAGAGACCUCAAGCCGGAGAAUGUCCUGCUAGAUGCCAGCAAAAAUGCCAAGAUAGCAGACUUUGGCCUGUCAAAUAUGAUGUCAGACGGGGAGUUCCUGAGAACAAGCUGUGGCUCGCCUAACUAUGCCGCCCCAGAGGUUAUCUCAGGACGGCUGUAUGCCGGUCCAGAGGUGGACAUCUGGAGCUGCGGAGUGAUCCUGUAUGCCUUGCUCUGCGGCACACUGCCCUUCGACGACGAGCACGUGCCGACACUGUUCAAGAAGAUCCGGGGAGGGGUGUUCUACAUGCCGGAGUACCUGAACCGCUCCGUGGCCUCGCUGCUCAUGCUCAUGCUGCAGGUGGACCCGCUGAAGAGAGCCACCAUCAAAGACAUCCGGGAGCACGAUUGGUUCAAACAGAACCUGCCGGGCUACCUGUUCCCGGAGGAUCCUUCGUACGACACCAACGUGCUGGACGAGGAGGCUGUCAGGGAGGUGUGCGACAAGUUUGAAUGCACUGAGUCUGAGGUCAUGUCCAGCCUCUACAGUGGAGACCCCCAGGACCACCUGGCGGUGGCCUACCACCUGAUCAUAGACAACCGGCGCAUCAUGACCCAGGCCAGCGAGUUCUAUCUGGCCUCCAGCCCCCCGCAGGGCUCUUUCAUGGAGGAGGGCAUGCCCCUGCCCCCGGGUGUCAAACCCCAUCCCGAGAGGAUGCCGCCGCUGCUGGCCGACAGCCCCAAGUCCCGCUGCCCUCUGGAUGCUCUCAACACCACCCGGCCCAAGCCACUGGCGGUGAAAAAAGCCAAGUGGCACCUGGGCAUCCGCAGCCAGAGCAGACCCUACGACAUCAUGGCCGAAGUGUACAGAGCCAUGAAGCAGCUCAGCUUUGACUGGAAGGUGGUGAACCCUUAUCACCUGCGUGUUCGCAGGAAGAACCCAGUGACGGAGACCCUGGUGAAGAUGAGCCUGCAGCUUUACCAGGUGGACAGCCGUUCCUACCUCCUAGACUUCAAGAGCAUCGACGAUGACAUCAUUGAGUUGACCGGCUUCAAGUCAGGCUCGUCUACCCCUCAGCGGUCGGGCUCCACUGCGGGCAUGUUCAGACCCAGGCUGAGCGUGGACUCAGCCAGCACCGCCAUGGACUCACUGGCCCAGCUCAGCUCCUCCCUGCCGGGCUCGCUGGCGGGAAGUGCACCCCAGCUGGCCCCACGGCAGGGGUCGCACACCAUGGAUUUCUUUGAGAUGUGCGCCAGUCUGAUCACCACCCUGGCCCGCUGAGGGAAGGAAUGGAUGCCCUCAGAGAGCCCCAAGGAACUCCCGGCCCUCCACCGGACCCCCACCACUACGUCAGAAGCCGAGGCGGGCCGAGGGGACAGGAUGAUGCAACUGCUUGUGUCGUCUCAAAUGGUCUCAAGUGGUCUGCUGUCCAUCGGCCCUCCUUUCAAAUAAUUAUGUGAUUUGAGUCAAAAAACAAACUGUGAGGGUGAGCAGGGAUGUGAAAAGCGUAGUUGGUGGGGUGUUAGGGGGGAGAGGAAGCCGUUGAUAAUUUUUUUCUAACAUGGACCCAAGGUCAGUCGCUGUGAGGUAAUUGGUUGGACGUCAGACCGUGAAAACUGACUGUGGGCCCAGGAAACAUAACUGGGAUGAUGGCUGUGGUAGGGGUGAGAGCUCAGAGGUCAGAGUUCACCAUCAUUUUUAGAGGCACGAUCAGCUAAGAACAAGGUUGCUGGGCGUUUCGCCACGUGAUACUGUGAAGUCACCCGUUGAAUGCUGACCAAAAACAGCAUUGCCCACGCAUCACUGUAGAGAGCCUAUUUACUGUAGCUCUGAGCAGUGGUCCAGGGUCAGUUUCAGAGUCUUGUUCUUAGUUAGAACGUGUAAACUGACCCGUUCUAAGUCUGAGGACACAUAAACAUAAGCAUAUUUUUUCAGUUUUCUUGUAUAUGUGUGUGUGUGUGUGUUUGUGUAUAUAUAUAUAUACACACACAAAACCUUUAAGAUAACAGAAAAAAUAUAUAACAUGCUAUAUUAUGUGUGUAGUUGAAGAGAUCAACAUACCAAGUAUAAAUUGUUAUAUACUCAUAGAGAGGUUUAUAAUUUAAGCACUGCAUUAUUCAGUUUGGUUAUGAUAUUUAGGAUAUUAUAGAUGAUCGUUAACCUAGAAAUAUUUCAUACCUUGAUUCUUUCUACUUUAAGGUACCGAUACACACCAUUGUCUGUGCUAGAUAAUGACUAUAACCAUAUUGUAUUCUUUCUAAAACAAUUCAGCAGGAUUGACAAACAUUUUACGUAUGAAGCUUUCUUCAGAUCCUCAAUGUCCCUAACAAUUGCAGCAUUCUAUCAUUAUUGUAGCUUGCAAAACACAGAGGUUUACAACAGAGAUGGAAGCCAUGCAUGCAAACUGUUCUGUUGGAAUAGAAGAAUGCAAAUGAAAACAUUUACCGGCUACAACACAAACAAUGAAAGAGCUGUAUGCAGAGCACCGAUGGUACAGUCCUUUAAGCAUAUGGAGUGUAUCUUGGGAAGUUGUUUGCUAAAAUAAGCAACACAAAUCUUUCUUCUGCUGCCUUCAAUCAUCAAAAAACAUGGAUUUUUAUGUAGACAGACACACAUGCACUGUGUGUGUGUGUGUGUGUGUGUGUGUGUGUGUGUGUGUGUGUGUGUGUGUGUGUGUGUGUGUGUGUGUGUGUGUGUGUGUGUGUGUGUGUGUUUAUGUUGGUGGGGGAACAGUGCUUUGGCAUGAGGUGGUUUGGUGUGUGGCAUCAGUCUUCGUCACGUCUGAGAUUUAUUUGGUGGUUCAACAAGAGGCAAGAGGAUCAAUAGAAACCAAUCUGUUGGCUAGGAAGUUCAUAAUCCUUUAUAACACACAGCUGAUUAUUUUCCGAGGCAAGAGCAAAAGAAGGAACAUAGUGUACAGUAAACAUACUGUUGUUUCUCAAAGCAACACAUUGUAAUUCAACUGUCCAAUCAGGUUGUGUCUUUCUGGUUGUCUCUGUAUAGGUAUCUGGUGAGUAACUCCUCUAGAUUCCAUUUUACAGUCAUGAGCUGUGAAUGGUUAUAACCUGCAAGAUGGAAGCCGGCCUGAGUAUUUAUUGCUGGUGAGAAACAGUAUUCGUUGCGAUGCAUGCAACAGCGUCUUUUGAUCUUUACUUGUUCUGGUCAGUGUGCAUUGUGUUCUCAUUGCUGUAGUAAUGUUCCGUGUGCUCAAACGAAUAUGGCCAUGUUCUCUAGAUCUGAACAAGGAUCUAGUGAUUGAUUGGAUCCCCGGCGGUGUAAAAUAUGGGCUCAGAGAAUACCCCUAAAUUUCUCACCUCUCCCUUUACUCUAUUUUUUUUCCUUCAUCUCUCUCCCCCCUUUGGAGAGAGUUCCCACGAUUAACUUUUGUGAAACAGUACAGAUGUGCUGGAGACCUGCUGCCCAGCAGUUGAAACUGUUAUCCAAGGUAUCAAUCUGUUACCUGAUCAUUCUGUUGGACCUAUCCAUUACCAUGAGGUGGGUUGGUGAAGACAUGCAUUAAGGAAUACCUCAUCCUGUUGUGGACAGUUAAGAGUACUGCCCUUUUAGAGCACUACUGAAGUCCACCAUGUUCGGAAGGAUCUGGUUAUAUUGUUGCCUUAUGAGAGAAUUCUGGUGGAGUCUGGUUGGAGGGGAGAAGAGCCAUUUUACUCAGCUGAAACCUCUUGUUCGCUAGUGUUGUGUCUCGUUUUGAGCUAGAGAGCCACUGAGCAACAUAUGCACGUCUGUCUUUCCUCUCUGGCUGGUCAUACAGCAUUAUGAAGUAUAUCUACUGAAAGAAAAAAGUGAAACGCUGCCACCUGCUGCUAGAAUUAAGCAACUGCAUACAGAAUGAGAUAGACUAUGAGCAUGUUACCCACAUCGGCUGUGAACCUGAUCAGUUGCCCGCUGUAUUGUGUACUGCUACAAUCACGUCAGGCCAGUUAUGCAUUUAGUAUGGAGCCAACAUAUUGUCGACCUCUAAUAAAGGCCAGUGUGUUGAUAAUGAUACAUCACGGCACGGAUCGUACAGAACUACUUGGAUGUAACCAGUAACUGCAAGUUAACUGAUGUGUUUGUACUGUACUUAUUGUAUGUAACUACCAGUGGUAUGUUGGUCACUUCUGUCUUUGUGUGUGCAUGUGCGUGUGCGUGUGCGUGUGCGUGCCUAAAGUGGAGUACUUUCCACCACAGAGCCGUCAGUUACGUUGGUCUGUGACAGGGACUUUAUGGUUUGUUCAGAGGUGUUCGCCUCUUCCGUCUGAGAGGCUUUUUGGGGGGGAUUUCUGUUACGCACUGCAUGGCGUUGCUGUUCUGAUUUGCACUUUAAUUGCUAUUCAUUGUAAAUUCAUUGCUCACUGAAUAAAUUAAGGAGUAUGGUAAAAUAUGUUUUCUGUUUGUG
This is a messenger RNA of Gadus chalcogrammus (walleye pollock), 4887 nucleotides long. RefSeq names its product protein kinase, AMP-activated, alpha 2 catalytic subunit (gene prkaa2). Gene Ontology annotation, biological process: intracellular signal transduction; protein phosphorylation. Lineage: Eukaryota; Metazoa; Chordata; Actinopteri; Gadiformes; Gadidae. Gene Ontology annotation, cellular component: cytoplasm. The record is from RefSeq and is a predicted model, not a curated record. The coding region runs from base 96 to 1769 and encodes 557 amino acids. The transcript is spliced from 10 exons. Gene Ontology annotation, molecular function: ATP binding; protein serine/threonine kinase activity.